GUGAACAACCAACCACUUCUUUUUGUAUUGUUUAGAAUUAAGGCAAUAGAAUAAUCAAUCUUUUUAGUGAAAAGGGAAAGUGUAGUGGGCGCAUGAACCCACCAAUGGUGAAGCGUAUAGUUUGGUAGAGUCAAAACAGUUUAAACCAAACACGAUACCUCCAUUAACAACCCACCAUUGUUGUUGAGCUCAAACCCCUUCAUUCAAUCCCACCUUCUUCCUGAUUUUACACAAAAUACCCAGAAAUUGAUUCAUCAUUUUUCUCAGGAGAGAGGAAAAAAAAGGAGAUUUAAUCACUUAAUUGGUUAAACAUGGAUUCCUUGCAAUCUCACAGAAAUGAGAUUAUAGGCAUUUCUGUUGCUCUUGCUGCCAUUGGUGUUGGCUCUGCUUAUUAUUUCUAUCUUUCCAACAAAUCUGAAUCCAAAUUGAAAAGUUGCUUGGACCCUGAAACGUUCAAGGAAUUUAAGCUUGUGAAACGGACUGAGCUAAGUCAUAAUGUUGCGAAAUUUAGAUUUGCUCUUCCUUCAUCAGAUUCUGUGUUGGGUCUUCCAAUUGGACAACAUAUAAGUUGCAGAGGAAAAGAUGCUAAUGGUGAGGAUGUUAUGAAAGCUUAUACACCAACUACGUUGGAUUCUGAUGUUGGUUAUUUUGAGUUAGUUAUAAAGAUGUAUCCACAAGGAAGAAUGUCGCACCAUUUCCGAGAAAUGCGUGAAGGUGAUUACUUGUCUGUCAAGGGCCCCAAGGGACGUUUUAAGUAUCAGCCCGGGCAAGUUAGAGCUUUUGGUAUGCUUGCUGGUGGUACAGGAAUUACUCCAAUGUUUCAGGUUGCUAGAGCCAUAUUAGAGAAUCCAAGUGACAAGACCAAGGUUCAGUUAAUAUACGCAAAUGUCACUUAUGAUGAUAUUCUUUUGAAGGAAGAACUGGAUAAUUUUCCUCACAGUUUCCCUGAUCAAUUCUCUGUUUACUAUGUCCUAAACGAGCCACCUGAAGAAUGGAGUGGUGGAGUUGGUUUCGUAUCAGCAAAAAUGAUUCAAGAUCAUUGUCCUGAACCUGCGUCUGAUAUUCAGAUCUUGAGGUGUGGACCGCCUCCAAUGAACAAGGCCAUGGCUGCUCAUCUCGAAGCUCUAGGAUACACUUCUGAGAUGCAAUUUCAGUUCUAAAUCUACCUAUACCAUAUAUUCUCUCCUUUUUUUUCUUAUUCGGCCCCUGCCACAGGACAUAUAUUAUUCUACAACAUCAAUUUUUUGCCAUCAAGGUCAAAAUAGUUGUAAGAUGCAACACUGAUGACUUGAUGAGCCUCAUUCUGGAUGCUACUGCAGAUUAUACUUGUAUUUGGUUAAACCUUUAUUCUUCUGUUUAGUUUUUAGUAGGCUGUCAUAUGCAAUUUAGGUUGGACUAUUGACUUAUUGAGCAUGUAAUCAGUUGAAGAAUCAAGGAACGUGUACACUUUGUUUUAGUUAAAACAUUUGUACUAUCAAUUGUGAUCCCUCAUAAUCUUAAUUUUCCCACUA
This is a messenger RNA of Chenopodium quinoa (quinoa), 1511 nucleotides long. RefSeq names its product NADH--cytochrome b5 reductase 1-like. The coding region runs from base 312 to 1160 and encodes 282 amino acids. The transcript has 9 exons. The record is from RefSeq and is a predicted model, not a curated record. Gene Ontology annotation, molecular function: cytochrome-b5 reductase activity, acting on NAD(P)H. Gene Ontology annotation, biological process: electron transport chain. NCBI's taxonomy places the organism in Eukaryota, Viridiplantae, Streptophyta, Magnoliopsida, Caryophyllales, Amaranthaceae.